ACACAGCAGAGACAGUAAAACCUCCCUGAAUCCGUGGUACACUGUUUAAGUCUCUCAACAAACUCUUAGACUUACUUCCAAAAUCUUACCUCACACUCUUUCACUUUUGACUCUCAAACAAGAUCUCAACUCUCCUCUUUUUGACACUCGACAGCAGCAGAUCCAGAAGAACUCACCCACACACCAUGUUUAUGAAGCUAUGCAGCUUGGUUUUGCUUCUGAGUUCGUUUUUCUAUCUGGGUACUGUUGAAGCUUCGGUCCAUGAGUAUGAAGAAGAGAAAUUUGUGAGUAAAGGUAAUGCCUUUGUGGUGCAUGGAGGCAGUGAAGGGAUUUACUCUUCUGUCUCUGAUGAUACUUCCAAUGAGAAGGCUAAUAAUGGAGACGCUUAUAUACGUUUUGAGAAAAUUACAUUUUGGAGAUCAAAGGAAAAUGCCAACAUCAGCUCAGGGUUGAUUCAAGCCCUUGUUUUCGAGGUGGAAGAUAGAGAAGCAAUUGGGGGUUCAGCCUAUGGGGGCCAAAGAGCUGUCUGUUGCACAGCAGAUCUAGCAAAGCUGGGUGUUUGCACACAGGGAGAAAUCAUUCACCGGCCUUCCACAAAUGACCCCAGUUGGCCUCAGGUGUUUGGUGUCGCAUUUCAAGUAGAUGAGGAAGUUGCAACAUUGCCCUCAAAAUCAAUACAUAUUACUAAAACUGGGAUGUAUAACUUAUACUUCAUUCACUGUGAUUUGAAUCUUAAAGAUUUGGUCGUAGAGGGGAAAACGAUAUGGAAGAAUCCUACUGGCUAUUUGCCUGGCAGAAUGGCACCACUAAUGAAUUUCUAUGGGUACAUGUCCCUUGGUUUUGUGAUACUUGGAUUAUUCUGGUUCUCACAGUAUGCCAGAUUUUGGAGAGAAGUUCUUACCCUGCAGAACUGCAUAACACUAGUUAUAACACUGGGUAUGUUUGAAAUGGCUCUUUGGUAUUUUGAGUAUGCUGAAUUCAACGAGACUGGGGUCAGGCCAACGGGGAUCACUGUAUGGGCAGUCACUUUUGGUGCUGUUAAACGUACAGUUGCACGCCUUAUCAUUCUUAUGGUUUCCAUGGGCUAUGGUGUUGUGAGACCUACCUUAGGUGGUCUUACAUCAAAGGUGAUCAUGCUUGGAGCAACCUUCUUCUUGGCAUCUGAAGUGCUUGAAUUGGUGGAAAAUGUUGGUGCUGUCAGUGAUCUCUCAGGAAAGGCAAGACUGUUUCUGGUUCUUCCUGUGGCAAUCUUGGAUGCUUUCUUCAUUCUUUGGAUAUUUACUUCCCUCUCUGCAACUUUAAAUAAACUUCAGGCUAGACGAAUGAUGGUUAAGCUGGAUAUAUACCGGAAGUUCACAAAUGCUUUGGCAGUAACUGUCAUUGUGUCUGUUGGUUGGAUAUGCUAUGAGCUCUAUUUCAAGUCAAAAGAUGUUUACAAUGAGCUUUGGCAGAAUGCCUGGAUCGUCCCAGCCUUCUGGCAAGUCCUAUCUUUCUCUCUCUUAUGUGUCAUCUGUGUUCUUUGGGCACCCUCUCAAAAUUCGAUGCGGUACGCUUAUACCGAAGACUCAAACGAAGAUUUUGAAAAGGAUGAAACUAAUUUGACUCUCAUAAAACCUUCCCUAACGCCUUUGAAGGAUGUUAGAAGUGCACCCGAACCUAGAAUGGUUCAAAGCGACAAUGGAACACUGAACAGUGAUUUGGAAGAAGACAAGACAGAGUAAAGAAAAUUCAGCCAUGAUGUAAUAUGGAUUCAAUUGUUUGAUUCCUAAACUGUGUAGCCUUGUUAUUGUUGUAUAAACUUCCAACUCCCUACUGAAUCGACACGUAGAAUUUUAAAUCCAGAUGGGGAUUAUGACAAGCUGAAGUCCUCUGCAGGUCGGAUUACAGCUUGGGUUAGUCUUUAUUUCUUUUCUUCAUCCGCUUAUAAAUCACCUUGUUUCUACCAUGUUUAGUUUUUACAUUUAGUUGUCAAGUUUUGAAGGAGACUACUGAGAAUUGUUUUCUGUUUUACAAUACAAGUAUAGCUUGUUA
Messenger RNA from Pistacia vera, 2031 nucleotides. Its product is annotated as transmembrane protein 87A. The record is from RefSeq and is a predicted model, not a curated record. Gene Ontology annotation, biological process: transport. Gene Ontology annotation, cellular component: Golgi apparatus; membrane. The transcript has 5 exons. NCBI's taxonomy places the organism in Eukaryota, Viridiplantae, Streptophyta, Magnoliopsida, Sapindales, Anacardiaceae. The coding region runs from base 186 to 1721 and encodes 511 amino acids.